Molecule: messenger RNA, 543 nt
Organism: Symbiodinium pilosum
Lineage: Eukaryota; Dinophyceae; Suessiales; Symbiodiniaceae
Source: the annotation of a GenBank genome assembly
AUGGAGCCACGUGUGGUGUGGCAGUCUUGGCUUUGGUUGCUCCUUUCUCUGUGCCCGGCAGCAGAGGGCCUCUUGCUGAUCCGUGCACGGAAAGGCUGGCGCGACUUCGUCGUCGGUGCCCUGAGUUGGGGCUACUUGCUGCUGGCCUUGUUGCCAGACACACUGCCAAGCGACUACCUGUGGCUCCACUCAGGAACAGCCUUGCUCACGCUGGGGGCCGCCUUUCUCUUCCAGUUCCUUCUACCCUGGCGCUGCCUAGGCAUGACGCUGAUGGCCUACUUUGGCUACUAUUUUGGUCUUAGCGAGUUUGCGAUUCUGCAGGGGGCUGCCCGCCAUUUCACGUAUGACUGGACCUUUACACCGGGAGUGUUAAUGGAGCCUGGAUCUCUCGUCAUGGUGAUCUUAGAAUGGACGUUUGCCUUUGGUGCAACCACCGUCGUCAUCACGUACUGCUAUUGUGAGGCGAAGAAGGCCUGUCGACAACGUGAGGCAGAGGGGUGCGAUGAGGCCUUUGAAGCAAAAGCAGGCGCGAUGUGUGCUUGA